AUGUCUCGGGCCGCUCGAUACCAACCUUAUGCUCGUCCUCCCGCAAAAGCAAGUAAACAGGCCAGCCCCGAAGAAGUUCAACCGGCUUCCUGUCCAACCAUGGGUCGACGUCUGAGGAGUCAAGCAGGGCAAGUUCCUCCAGCAGCCCAGAGUACUUCUUGUGUUACUCCACCACCUUCUCAAAGACCAGCUUCUGGCCGUUCGGCUCAAAAACCGUCUCGUGCAACUCCAGCUUCAACUGCCAGUCAAAAGCCUCGUACUCAAUCAGUCAAGGGAAAGAAGAAGCUGCCUCCGAUUAACGAAAGCCCUCCCCCUAAUAGAUCCUUUGAUGAUGAUAAUCAUAUCAAUGAGAAUAACAACGAUGAUUAUGAUGACAACUUUGAUUCCAAUCGGCUCAAUCAAAAUAAUCAUUCCGAUAGCGAAGGCAGUGAAGAUCCUAAGCCAAAGCCAACCGUACAGUUAGUCAAUCCAAGGUGGCACAAUUGGAUGAAGCAAGCACAAUCCUUGCCCGGAAGCUAUGCAAUUUCAACCAAGGCAAAGACCAAUUCCAUGCACUUACGGCCGCUAUACUGUCCGUCCGUCAAGACAUGA
This is a messenger RNA of Melampsora larici-populina 98AG31, 591 nucleotides long. RefSeq lists its product as uncharacterized. The coding region runs from base 1 to 591 and encodes 196 amino acids. The transcript is spliced from 5 exons. The record is from RefSeq and is a predicted model, not a curated record. NCBI's taxonomy places the organism in Eukaryota, Fungi, Basidiomycota, Pucciniomycetes, Pucciniales, Melampsoraceae.